Messenger RNA from Diachasma alloeum, 756 nucleotides. RefSeq names its product putative nuclease HARBI1. The record is from RefSeq and is a predicted model, not a curated record. The transcript has 4 exons. Bases 1 to 756 code for a protein of 251 amino acids. NCBI's taxonomy places the organism in Eukaryota, Metazoa, Arthropoda, Insecta, Hymenoptera, Braconidae.
AUGGCUAUCAGCCAACCAUCAGUGAGCCGAUGUAUCCAUGAAGUCAUUGACAUUCUAAACCAACCUGAUGUCUUCAACGAGUGGGUUCACUUUCCACGAAAUCUGGGAGAACUGGAAGAAGUUCGUUGGGACUUUUACGAAAAUUUUCGAUUUCCUGGGGUCAUUGGGUGCAUCGAUGCACACACGUGGCAACGUGCACAUGCUCCACCCAAACAUGACGUGGAAUACUUAUAUGUGAACCGGAAGGGUUAUCACUCGUUAAACGUGCAGUUGAUCUGUGAUGCUAAUUAUCGUAUUCUCAAUGCGAAUGCGAGGUAUCCAGGACGAUCUCACGAUAGUUUUAUAUGGAACAAUUGUGAAGUACUCCCAUUGAUGCGUAGACUUCAUGCAACUGAACGUGAUGAUUUCUUCUUGCUCGGGGAUUCUGGGAACGGUCUACGUCCUUGGCUAAUGACACCAAUGCUCGAUGCUGCUCCUGACUCACCAGAAGAGCGAUAUACUCGUCAAGUAACUCAUACUCGCUCACUGUUUGAACGAGUUAACUCUGUUCUCAAGAUGCGGUUUCGAUGCUUACAAAAGGGUCGAGCCCUUCACUAUGAUCCAGUAGUAGCAGCAAAGAUAACAAAUGCAUGUAUCGUUUUACACAAUAUUUGCAUUGCAAAUCAUAUCCUACCUCCACCGAUGAUCCAAGAAAGCGAAGAUAUAGAUUUCGGCAUCCACAGACAGUUCCUGAAGACGGGGAUGCACCUGUUAUAA